AUGGUUAGAGUAUGUGUGGUUGGUUGUCUUCACGGCCAAUUAGAUCAAGUCUAUACGGAUAUUGAGACGAUGGACAGAGAGGCUGGUGAAAAGACGGAGUUGGUGCUCUGUUGUGGUGACUUCCAAGCUAUUCGAAAUCCGGCAGAUCUACAAUCACUUUCUGUUCCUGCAAAGUUCUAUGAAAUGGGAGAUUUUUAUAGGUACUACUCAGAAGAGAUUUCAGCGCCAAUAUUGACUAUCUUUGUUGGAGGAAAUCACGAAGCUUCAAAUUACCUUCAAGAAUUACCGUAUGGAGGGUGGGUUGCUCCAAAUAUUUGGUAUAUGGGUUACGCUGGAGUUGUUCAGUUUAAUGGUCUUCGAAUCGGUGGUCUCUCGGGUAUCUACAAACUCCACGACUACAGCCUUGGACAUUACGAGCAUCCACCUUACUGCGAGGCGACUAAGCGCUCCGUGUAUCACAUCCGAAACCUGGAGGUCUUUCGCCUCAGUCAGGUCACUCGUCGAUUGGAUAUCAUGUUGAGUCAUGAUUGGCCUCGGGGUAUCUAUCAUUAUGGUGACAAGGAGAAGUUACUGCAUUAUAAAAGGCAUUUCAGAAUGGAAGUGAACAAUAAUACCCUGGGAAGUCCACCUGCUGAACAGCUACUAUGUCAAUUAAAACCGAGGUACUGGUUUGCGGCCCAUAUGCAUGUCAAGUUUCCUGCGAUUGUACAGCAUGAGGGUUCUCCAGGCAUCCAAACCAAAUUCCUUGCUUUAGAUAAGUGCUUACACCUGCGCGACUAUAUUCAGUUCUUGGACAUUGAGCCCGAUCCGCAGCCUUCCACUUUCAACGACGAAGGUCAAAUUGUCGGUGGGGAUGGUCCAUAUGCUCCGAUCAUCAUUUCCAAUAUUCCUUCGGAAGAGUCGCCUUCCGAAGAUUCCAUGGCGAAGCUCUUUAUCGACCCAGAGUGGUCAUGCAUCCUUCAAUGCACAAACGAAUUCCUUUCACUUACACGGAUACCUUCUAUGUUGCCGGGACAAAAUGGAAGCAAGACGUGA
Rodentolepis nana is the source of this 1035-nucleotide messenger RNA. The record is from the annotation of a GenBank genome assembly. NCBI's taxonomy places the organism in Eukaryota, Metazoa, Platyhelminthes, Cestoda, Cyclophyllidea, Hymenolepididae.